This is a messenger RNA of Bufo bufo (common toad), 1814 nucleotides long. RefSeq names its product eukaryotic translation elongation factor 1 alpha 2 (gene EEF1A2). Gene Ontology annotation, biological process: translation; translational elongation. Lineage: Eukaryota; Metazoa; Chordata; Amphibia; Anura; Bufonidae. The record is from RefSeq and is a predicted model, not a curated record. The coding region runs from base 194 to 1585 and encodes 463 amino acids. Gene Ontology annotation, molecular function: GTPase activity; translation elongation factor activity; GTP binding. The transcript is spliced from 8 exons.
CUCCUCCUCCUCCUCCUCAUCCCCGGUACCGCAUUGCUGUGGUGCAGGGGUGACUGCAUUGCGAAGGGGCCGUCACUAGGUGGACCCCCUCCCGGAGAAAUAAAACUGGCUGAUCUGAAGCCGGCAGCCCCUGGUGUCUGAGAGCUCCGCCACAGAUACCCUCACCCCGCUACUGAGCAUAACCCCCAGGAGGAUGGGGAAGGAGAAGACCCACAUCAAUAUUGUGGUCAUUGGCCACGUGGAUUCCGGCAAAUCCACCACCACUGGCCACCUGAUUUAUAAAUGUGGAGGCAUUGACAAAAGGACUAUUGAGAAGUUUGAGAAGGAGGCAGCUGAGAUGGGUAAAGGCUCCUUCAAGUACGCUUGGGUUCUAGACAAAUUGAAAGCAGAAAGGGAGCGAGGUAUCACCAUUGACAUCUCCUUGUGGAAGUUUGAGACCACCAAAUAUUACAUCACCAUCAUUGAUGCCCCUGGACAUCGUGACUUCAUCAAGAACAUGAUCACUGGUACAUCUCAGGCAGACUGUGCAGUCUUGAUAGUGGCAGCCGGUGUUGGUGAGUUUGAAGCUGGAAUUUCAAAGAAUGGCCAAACAAGAGAGCAUGCCUUGCUAGCUUACACACUUGGAGUGAAACAACUCAUUGUGGGAAUCAACAAAAUGGACUCCACUGAGCCACCAUACAGUGAGAAACGUUAUGAUGAAAUUGUAAAAGAGGUCAGCGCUUACAUCAAGAAGAUUGGGUACAAUCCAGCCACUGUACCUUUUGUGCCAAUUUCUGGCUGGCAUGGGGACAAUAUGCUGGAGCCAUCACCUAACAUGCCUUGGUUUAAGGGAUGGAAAGUGGAGAGGAAAGAAGGAAAUGCAAGUGGAGUUUCACUGCUAGAAGCUUUGGACACAAUUCUUCCCCCAACUCGUCCAACUGAUAAACCACUGCGCCUCCCACUACAGGAUGUGUACAAGAUUGGAGGAAUUGGCACAGUCCCUGUAGGCCGUGUAGAGACUGGUGUCCUGAAACCCGGCAUGGUUGUCACCUUUGCUCCCGUAAAUAUCACCACUGAAGUGAAAUCUGUGGAGAUGCACCAUGAAGCUCUGAGCGAAGCUCUUCCUGGAGAUAAUGUCGGCUUUAACGUGAAGAAUGUGUCUGUCAAAGACAUUCGACGUGGAAACGUGUGCGGUGACAGCAAAGCCGACCCACCCCAGGAAGCUGCACAGUUCACUUCCCAGGUUAUCAUACUAAAUCAUCCAGGUCAAAUCAGUGCUGGCUAUUCUCCAGUUAUUGAUUGUCACACGGCACAUAUUGCCUGCAAGUUUGCAGAACUAAAGGAAAAGAUUGACCGUCGCUCUGGCAAAAAGCUUGAGGACAACCCCAAAUCCCUGAAAUCUGGAGAUGCCGCCAUUGUAGAGAUGAUUCCUGGAAAACCCAUGUGUGUUGAGAGCUUCUCCCAGUACCCUCCUCUUGGGCGUUUUGCUGUACGGGACAUGAGGCAGACGGUGGCUGUGGGGGUAAUUAAAAACGUGGAGAAAAAGAGUGGAGGUGCUGGAAAAGUCACCAAGUCCGCACAGAAGGCCCAGAAAGCUAACAAAUGAAUUGUAGGCUCCCCGCGGCCGGCAUACAAGCCCUGUCCCUCCGAGAGGCUCCACCCCCUUCCCUCUGAGGUACACGUCAGCCCAUCUGCUUGUAAAAGCCUAUACGUUAACGACUGGAUGCUCACCAUUAAAGUCCAGUGGAAAUUCUUUAAGAGGAAAAGCAUGUCCCCACCCUUGUGACCCUUAGUGCUCAUUUUACCAAUUAAACAGGUUCAACAUCAUUAAACGA